Molecule: messenger RNA, 1166 nt
Organism: Cynara cardunculus var. scolymus (artichoke)
Lineage: Eukaryota; Viridiplantae; Streptophyta; Magnoliopsida; Asterales; Asteraceae
Exons: 2
Coding region: 90-842 (250 amino acids)
Cellular component (GO): mitochondrial large ribosomal subunit; mitochondrial ribosome
Source: RefSeq, a predicted model, not a curated record
CUACUAAAACCCUAGUUCAAUUUCUCCGAUUCCAUCACAUCUCCACCGCCACCAAUCGCCGCCGCAGUGAACUGCAUUCUCUCGUCGGAAUGAUGCGGAUAACACAAAUGAAUAAAUUCAAGCCACUGACCUCAUCAAUCGAAACCCUAAGCCACCGAUUCCUUCAACGAUGUUCCGUCAGUGGAACUGCGAAAGGCAAAGGGAAGGUUAAGCCUGGACAAACCCUAAAACGAUCGAAAAUCACCGUAAAAAAAGGUCAACAAGUACCAGAUCCAUCGGCGACGAAAGGUUCGAGAAAAGGCCAACUCGAACAAAUGAUCGACGAUUGCUUGCAGGCGAAAGCUCCGGUGAGAGUUUUGAAGCCCAAGGAACGUGCGAGAGAAGCUGAAAGGGAGAAAAUGGGAUUGAUAUCUGAAGCUAGAAAACAAGAGAUUGCCUAUUUUAAGAAAACCACCAAGAGUAAGGCUGAAGAUGAAGAUUUAUCAGGGCUAAUCGGACCAAAAGGUUUGGAUCUCAUAACUUUAGGGAUUGUUGAUUCUGAUAAGAUUCCGAAAUACGAUCUGACAGUAGAGGAUGGGAGGAAGUUAGCUAAGGAGUAUAGUAGGGUUUUGAUGAGGAAGCAUAGAGCAAGGCAAGCAGCUGAGACAGGGUUGUUGAAAUGCAAGAAAGAAGCUAUCGAGGCGUUGCCGGAAAGUUUGAGGGAAGCGGCGAUGGUCCCGGAUUUGGCUCCUUUUCCGGUGAACAGGUUCAUGGCGACAUUGACGCCUCCCAUUGAAGGGUAUAUUGAGAAGAUAAAUGAAGCAGCAAAGAGGCAAAGCUCGGUUAAAGGAAAGCUCAGAUGAGGGAAAAGAUGAUUUGUAUAUGGUGGGUACGGCUGAUUUUGGCGGCGGAGUAGACGGUUUGAACCGACUAGAGAUAAAACGGUGUCGAAUUGAGGAAUGUUACCAACUUUAGUUCGGUAUCAACUGAUUUACUGUUAGUUUUGUUAUAAUAUCUUACUCCUUAUUUUGGUUAGGGUUGGAUUGUUAUGUUGCUGAACCAGCCAUUCAUCAAUAAAUGAACUUGUUCAGCUCUUCUCAAGAAAUUGGUUCUUUACGACGGUUUCUCCUGUCGUCGUUUAUGCUUGUAUUUAAGGAUCUUGACAACCAAUAGUACUUGUUAAUUUA